Molecule: messenger RNA, 5634 nt
Organism: Ictalurus furcatus (blue catfish)
Lineage: Eukaryota; Metazoa; Chordata; Actinopteri; Siluriformes; Ictaluridae
Gene: prr36b
Product: proline rich 36b
Exons: 6
Coding region: 689-5539 (1616 amino acids)
Source: RefSeq, a predicted model, not a curated record
GUGACCGUUAGUGAGUUUGAUUUGCCGUACUGCUUAGUGCGGAAGUAUGAGCGUUAGGGCGUAGUCAUGGCGACAGGGUUAAAAGAAACCGGUCCUGAGGCUCUUGUUCUGGAGUACUGGUUAGUAGGGUAGUAUGCAGUGUGUGUGGUGAUGGUUGAGAUGAGAUGGGGUUUUGUGUGUGUGUGUGUGUGUGUGUGUGAGAGAGAGAGAGAGAGAGAGAGAGAGAGAGUGAGUGUGUGUGUGUGUGUGUGAGAGAGAGAGAGAGAGUAAGAGUGAGUGUGUGUGUGUGUGUGUGAGAGAGAGAGAGAGAGAGAGAAAAUGUGUGUGUGUGUGAGAGAGGCGACUGCUAAAGAGCCUUUCCAUUCUUAAUGUAGCAUCUCUCUCUCUCUCUCCUCUCUCUCUCUGUCUCUCUCUCUCUCUCCUCUCUCUCUCUGUCUCUCUCUCUCUCCCCUCUCUCUCUCUCUCUCUCUCCCUCUCUCUCUCCCUCUCCCCCUCUCUCUCCUUCAGCCGGUCACACACUGAACCCAGGCUCCCAGAAGAAAAUCCUCGGAGCUUCACUCCACUUUUACUCUUCCAAACAGGGACAAGCGCGCGCUCACACUUUGGGCGUAGCUGUGAGAGGAAGCAGCGGUCUGAUCCUCGGUUGUUCACUGUACCCGAUAGUGGUUCGAGUUAGCUGUUUCCCAAGAUGAAACCAGACGGGGUCGACUCGGGAGCGGCAGAGCCGAUGGUAGCGCUAGAGGCGGAUCCUGUGAUCCAGGGGCAGCCACUGGGGGAAGGCCAGGAGCAGGCUCCGCCCGCUUCCCAAACGGAAGAGAUGGGGCAAGGGGAACCGCAGACAAUCGAGACGUCCGCGGCCGCCACCAAGCCCAGCAAGGACAAGCCCGCGGACCCGAAAGCAAAGACAAAGGGUGCCACCAAAACAAAGACGUCGGCCGCUGGUGCUCGUCCCAGCACCACUCAGAGCCGCAUGACGAACGGGGUACAGAAGCCGCCGCAAGCCAACGGCGUUGCCAAGAAGACCACCGCCGGUGCGGCUGCCGAGAAGAAGACGACCACCACAGCUUCUAAGAAGCCUGUAGGUACCACGGGGGCAGUGACCACCAAAACCGCCAGCAAGACCACAGAGAAGAAGCCCGUCGGGGCACCAAAGACCACCGGCACGACGCAGCCGGCCAAGAAGACACCUGUCAAUGGGGAAAAAGCCAAACCAAAACCUCUAGCUUCAGCUCCCAGACCUGCCUCUGCUGCUACCGCCAAGCCCAGCACGACUUCCUCUCCCAAAACCGAAAAGCCACCUGUCUCCAAGACAUCCAGGCCUGCCACAGGAACCACAGCUUCUCGCCCAGCAUCUGCUGCACCAAAGUCAGCUUCACCCGCCACACCCAAGACACCAACAACCGCAUCAAAGACCACUCCAUCUGCAGCCAAAACAACCACCUCCACUGCUAAACCAUCACCUGCUAAAACUCCCUCGGCUGGUCGGGCUCCAACCACAUCCACAAAGAGCCCUACACCCAUCAAGAAAGAUGCGAGCAAGCCAGCCACCCCGGCAGCCAAGAAGUCAACUGCCUCCCCGCUCACUCGCCCUGCUUCGACUAAGGCCAGCAAGCCUGACACCCUGAAGGCAGCCACGCCAGCCAAACCGGAGUCGGUUUCCAAGAAACCUUCUGCUCCCUGCAAGCCAGCAGUGGAAGCCAAGACGAGUAAGCCUAAGGAGAGCAAACCAACUCCGUCAAAGGAAAUCAAUGCCGCCCUAAAAACAUCUAACGCUAAGAACAGCACCGCCAAGACAGCCAGCCCUAAGAAAGUAGUGGGAAGCAGCACUCCCAUGCCGGUUAAACGUGGCCCCAAAGCUGCACAUAAAGAGAGUGAGGCCGUAGCUCCUGCUGUUGAGACUGCGGCUGCAGUUGAAGCCGUGGCUGUUGUUGCUGCUGCCACAGCUGCUGGUACAUUGAUCGCGAUGACAGACAAUGAAUCUGAAGUUCACGCUGAACUCCUGCCUGAAUCCAAGCCUGAAGUUGCACCUGAAGUCCAGCUCGAAGUUUCACCUGAACCCAAACUCGAAGUAGCACCUGAACCCAAAUUCGAAGUAGCACCUGAACCCAAACUCGAAGUAGCACCUGAACCCAAGUUCGAAGCUGCACCUGAACCCCAGCUCGAAGAUACACCUGUACCCGCUUCACCACUCCCAUUGGAAACUGAGUCUCAACUUGCAUCUGAAACCAAGUCUGAACAUGUGCCUGAAACUAUAUCUGAAGUCCUACCUGAAACCAAGACUGAAUUUGAACCUGAACCCAAAUCAGAACAUCUGUUGGAAACUGAGUCUGAAUUUACACCUGAAACUAUGUCUGAGCUCCUGCUUGAAACCAAGACUGAAUUUGAACCUGAACCCAAAUCAGAACAUCUGUUGGAAACUGAGUCUGAAUUUACACCUGAAACUAUGUCUGAACUCUUGCUUGAAACCAAGACUGCAGUUGCAUCUGAACCCAGAUCAGACAUCCUGUUGGAAAGUGAGUCUGAAUCUAUGCCUGAAACUAUGGCUGAACCCCUGCUUGAAACCAAGUCUGCAGUUGCGCCUGAACCCAAAUCAGAACUCCCAUUAGAAAGUGAACCUGAAUACAUAUCUGACCACCUGCUUGAAACCAAGUAUGAAUUUGCAUCUGAACCCCAAUUGGAACUUCCAUUGGAAACUGAGUCUGAAUUUACAUCUGAAACUAAGUCUGAAUUCCUGCUUGAAACCAAGUCUGAAUUUCCCUCUGCUCCUGAACCCAAGUCUGAUCUCCUGUUGGAAAAAGAGUCUGAAAUUGCCCCUGAACCCAAGUCUGAUCUCCUGUUGGAAACAGAGUCUGAAAUUGCCCCUGAACCCAAGUCUGAACUACUGUUGCAAACAGAGUCUCAAAUUGCCCCAGAACCCAAGUCUGAACUAAUUUCCCCUGAACCUGAGUCCCAACUCCUGUUUGAAGCAGAGUCUGAAAUUGCCCCUGAACCUGAGUCCCAACUCCUGUUUGAAGCAGAGUCUGAAAUUGCCCCUGAACCUGUGUCCCAACUCCUGUUUGAAGCAGAGUCUGAAAUUGCCCCUGAACCUGAGUCCCAACUCCUGUUUGAAGCAGAGUCUGAACUUGCCCCCGAACCUGGGUCCCAACUCCUGUUUGAAGCAGAGUCUGAAAUUGCCCCUGAACCUGAGUCCCAACUCCUGUUUGAAACUAAGCCUGAACCUCUGCCUGAAUCAGUCUCAGAACCCACAGUUGAAUCUUUGAUUACUGCUGCAGUUGCGGACAUUGCAGCAGAGACUGAGGAUGUUCCAUCAGAUACAGAUGAUGAAACACCUGAAGAGGUGGUGCCACAGCUGGCAGCUCAUCUGAAUCUAGUCAGUCUUGAGCACCCAAGUGCUCCUUCAACACUUGGAACAACAGUCAUGUCCCCACCAUCCUCGCCUACUGAAGAGUCUCCUGUGCAUGUCGAACCUCAGGUCUCAACUCCACUACAAGAUAUGUAUUCUGCCAAUAAUGCCUGGGCACAGAAUCAGCCCAUGUUCUCAAGUGAUAUUACCACAGAGAAUCCGGAGCAAGAAGAGAUCAGGGUUCAAGAGGCUCUCCUGACCACUAUGGAGUUUGCAGCAGAGGAGGCAGUGGAUGUUGGGAAACCUUUCAGUCUUGGAGUGGAGCCUGACCUGUUGAGUAUAUCCCAUGUGGAGCAUUUCAGCAGUGUGUCACCUACCUCACCUAGUAUGGAGAAGGAGGAGGCAGUAGAAAAGGCAGAGGAAGAAAUCAAUGAAGAUGAUCAUGAGGAGGAGGAGGAGGAGGAGGAAGAAGAAGAGGAAGAGCAGGAGAGGGAGACUGUAAAGGUUGAAGCAGUGCCUGAAACACAGAAAAUGGACGAUUUUAAGUUUGGAUUAUCAGAAUUUAGCAGCUCCAGUAGCGGUGUAAUGCAGUCUGAUGAUUUUGGCAGGAUCAUACAGCAGGAGCAAGCAGAAACAACUUCACCCUUCCAAAUGGAGAGUCAUCACAGUGAUGAAGAUGAAGAGGGCUUCUCGCUGAAAAAAGUGGAAAUGGAACAGCCAUUUAUGGGCCCACCUGGGCUCAAAUCUUUUUCCGAUGAAGAGGAAGAGGAGGAAGAAGAGGAGGAAGAGGACCAGGAAAAGGAGGACAUGGACACUGGUCCAGAGCAUAUUGAGAAGCACCACAUGGACUUUGGCCAUGAGCAAGCUGGUGAUCACCGCAUGGAUGUUCACCUCAAAUCUGAAGAAGACGAUGAGCAUGAGGAUGAAGACAUUGAGAUGGUUAGCGAAGGCCAGGCGGAGAGUGGAAGCAAGAUUGACGGAAAUGUUGAUGUGGAUGACUAUAAGGAAGGAUAUCUAGACAAUUUAAACCGCACUGCUCCAACUCCCUCAAUACCCAUGACUGCAGCCUGGGGCCCAUCUAACCCCUUUGCGGACACUUGGGCUCAGCCAACCUCCAUCAACAUAACAUCCAGUCCUUUAGACAUUAAGGCAGCUGAUCCUGAGAUGCCCACAAAAUCCCCUGCUGAAGCCUGGCUGGAGGAGCCUCUAGGUCAUUUGACCAAACCACACCUUGAUGUACGUGAAGAGACUGAGAGCUCAGUCCCAGUGGAUGGCGCUAACCUGUGUGCACCUGCAAUUGGUAUGUCCCAGUCAAGCACCCUUAGUGGAACGGCCCUGGUAGCUCACAGCAGCAGUGAGACCAGCACACCUGAAGAGCUGCGGGACUACGACAGCAGUUCAGGUGUCGAGUCCCGCUCGGACAAGCAACAGACACCUGUCCCGAUAGCCCAGCCUGACCAGGAACAGGACCUCGGGAUUCACCUGGAGCGUGGGGAUGGAGAGGAAGAGGAGGCAGAGACACUCCCAGCAGAUGAGGUCCUGGGCGAUGCUCCAACUGCACCAGCGUCUGUUCCAUCAUCCCGUUCUACUUCUGGGGAUGAGGCAAGUGAUACUGAAGGAGAGAUGCAAAUCAAUGACCCUGAUGCUCCAGUUGACGACACUGCAGCCUUAGACAGUCCUACUGCCUCCCGAAACCUCCCUGCCUUGGAGGAAGAUGAGGAGGCCGCCGACAUUCAAGCUGGAGAGGAAGAUGGUGGGACCCCACAGUCCGCCAACUCUGUAGCCUCCUAUGGGUUUGACUGCUCAGUAUCCAACUCCAAUGCCCAUUCUACUGCCGAGAGCUGUGGUAAGAGCCCUGGGAUUUUUUCCCUGGAGAACGAAGACCAGUUUCCAGAUGAGGCUAAGGAUCCCUCGCUCAUUAAGGAGCUGACCUUGCCUGCUGCGGCCGCUCAAGCCGAAGACCUACUGGGUUGUCCUGUCGACCUGCUCCCACUCGGCCAGCAAGGGGAGUCACACGCCAGUCCCGAUGACCAAUACCUGCUGUGCGGGAAGACAGGGGCCAGCGCUCUCGAGGAGUCCGACCCCGAGUCUCCCAUGCACCUGUCUCCCCAGCACGGGGACAGCACCGAUGCCCAGCCACCUUACUACUCUACCAUAUGUGAUAACACUGAUAGCUUUCUGGCAGGUAACGUAUAAAGUCCCCUAGCGGAAUGCACCUUUUCCCCACACCCUUCCCAAAACAGCACCCUCUCUUCCUUUUUGUCGUUUGUUUUCUUACCAGUCCAGGCAAU